UCUUCUUCUUCUUCUUCUUUCUUUUCUUUUCCUUUUUCUUUCUCUUUCUGAUCCACCUCCCCUAGGUUACACCUCCACUACCAUCACCACCACCUCUACCAUCUGCUAUCAAGAGACUGAAAGUCCGAGCUCGCGAGUUUCGCGCCGUUGGAAGAAGAGAUCAGUAGUAAACCAUUCGACGAAGUCGGUUGAAUUUUGACCUCGAUAGGAAACAGGUGUACAAAGAUUCGUGUUCGCGAAUUAUACGAUAAAUUGAUAAAUUAUAAGGAACGAUCAUAGCUCUACCUAGUGAUCAUUGCGUGUGUAUAUCGAGUGAGAAAAUCAUCGAUCUCUAUAGAUCGAUCUUCCGAGAGAGAGAAAGAUUAAAAAUUCUGUAGCUGAGAUGAAAAUACGUUCGCUUAUAAUUUUGACGGUCGUACUACUAUCCUCGUUUAACGUCGACUCGAAGGAGGAUCAGAAAGACGAUGGAAUCUACGAGGAUAAAAAUCCAACAAAAGAGGACGUUUCUGUUUCUUCGACGAUCAACGAGGAGCAAAUUAGUGUCAAGAACAGGACCGAUAAAGUACGAGACAUAGUGAAAUCCGCCCUGAAAGUGACCGAGAAGAGGGAACAGAUCGGUCAGGUAAUACCAAUAAUACGUAAUAUGUCGGUACGACAAAAAUUACUUAUGGCGAGAUUAAUUUCAAAGAGAAUAAACGAUAACGAAACAACACCGUCUUCUGCAACCGUGGAUGCUCGAUCUCUGUUUGGCGACAAUGAUAACAACAGAAGGAACGCCUCGAGAGCUUUGAUGUUGCCUAUCAGUGCAGAUAUUGCAAGGAUCAUUUCCGACGAUAUUUCUGGAGACGAGAUGGAAGAGGAUGAAGAAGAGGAGAUGGAAGAGGAUGAAAUUGUGAAGGAAGAAGUUGAGAAGAACGAGAAAGAUGAGGAUGCAAAGGACGAGGAGGAGGGGAAGGAGAAAAAAAAGGAUGAGGAGGUAAAGACCGAGAAGGAAAAAGAAGAAGAAGAAGAGGAUGGGAAGGAAACUGCAGAGGAAUUACCAAAGGCACAAGAGUUGCGAUCGGCAAGACCUGUCCCAAGAAGACGACCCUUUUAUCGGAUGCCGCCGCCUCCACCGGUGAAUCUAUCAACGAGAAGACCGUCUUCUCUUAACAGAAGAAACGUUUAUGCAGAUCCACCGAGAACGUCUCCAUUGAGACCAUCGAGAAAACCUUCCGAGCCAAAGAGGGUUCCCACGGAUAAGGAAUGUACUUUCUUUUCUAAAACCGUAUGCCUCGAGGCUACGGAUUAUCCGCACGAAGCGAUAACGAGGAGCUUGAGAAACAACAAAGACAUGGUGUCAGCUUUGUUGACCGAUUACAAGGUACAAGAGGGAAGAUUCGACGAUCAUUCUUCGCCUAGCCCUUUUGAAAAUCGAUACGAAAAUCGAUUUGAGAAUCGUUACGAGAGUAAUGAAAUUAAAAGAUCGGACAAUCCAUUCGAUAACGUUGAAGAAGGAUUCACAUGCCCGUCUACGGUUAAAUAUGCACGUCCACAAUUGGCUAGAGCAGCAUCUGGAAUUUGGAAAUACAUAAUAAAUACAGGAGAGCAUACUCAAACGUUACGUUUGGAGAAGUGUUCAAAUACUCGAAGUAGUUGUUCCUUCAUAUCGGAGAACUAUCGUUCUUCCUGCGUGCAAGUUUACAAUUAUCAUCGAUUGUUAACAUGGGAUUCGAAAUUAGGUCUUCAUAUGGAUAUAUUCAAGGUACCUACUUGUUGCAGUUGUCACGUUCAUGGUUAUUCCGAAAUAUUUCCACCGCAUGAAAAAGAUCCGCCGCCGAAACCGAAAGAAAAAUUUCCUGGUGCUGAAUUUGUUACCAAUAACGAGUCAAAGGACGAUUAUCCGGAAUUGAGCAAACCUAAUCAUAAUUACGUCAGUAAAUACAACAAUCCAAGUUCGAGCUACGAUUCGAAUAUCGGAUUAUCCAGUAACAAAAGACCAGUGAUCGAAACUUCGUCGACCAGCCGACCUAGUUUCACACUUCCUGGACGAACCAGAGCAAAGGGACCCUCGACCAUUCACAGACCCUUUGAUAAAUUACCUCAACAACAUGCACCCAAUACUAGAGCUCCUGGAUACAUUGGACCAUUGAACAAGGGACACUCUUCUAGACCUACUAGACACAGACCACCGUUCAGAAGGGAGUCUCUUCAAAUGGAAGAAUUCUCUGAUAAUCCUAAUAAUAGCUCGUUGAACAGAUAUAGUCAACCGUACGAUCAAGAUACAAACGCUUCUACCAGAUUACAAAAUGGUGGCUUCGACGAAGAGUAUCAAGAACCUCCAAGACGAAUCAAUUAUAACUAUCAUCCGAUCUUAGAUUUCUUUAAACCGGAAGCAUCGAUGUUGCAAUCUUCGGAAAUCAAAUUCCCAUUGCAAUUGUCCGAUGUUCCAAACGAUUCGAAUUCUUGGAAACCAAUGUUAACAUCUUAGAAUAUCUCGUUAUCUUUUAUCAGUACCUGACGCAUCGUUCUUUCGUAAAGAAUUGUAAUUAUCUUCUUUUCUAUUUGUUAUUUAUCAAAAUUCAUGAUCGAUCCGAACGAUCGUGUAUUAUAUAAA
Vespula pensylvanica (western yellowjacket) is the source of this 2596-nucleotide messenger RNA. RefSeq lists its product as uncharacterized. The transcript is spliced from 10 exons. Gene Ontology annotation, molecular function: Toll binding; growth factor activity. The record is from RefSeq and is a predicted model, not a curated record. Lineage: Eukaryota; Metazoa; Arthropoda; Insecta; Hymenoptera; Vespidae. Gene Ontology annotation, cellular component: extracellular region. Bases 383 to 2470 code for a protein of 695 amino acids. Gene Ontology annotation, biological process: regulation of Toll signaling pathway; innate immune response; central nervous system formation.